AACUACACAUAUAGACGAACUAAGAAUCCUAUUAGCAACAACGAUAUCGAUAUUAUUUCUAUAAACGAAACAAAACUGAACGAGAGCAUUCAAGAUCACGAAGUUCAUAUUCCAGGAUACGAAAUAAUUCGCCGCGAUAGACUUACGAAAGGCGGCGGGGGGGUAUGCUUCUACGUUAAAAAUUCAAUCAACUUUACAGUACGAUCUGAUCUACAUAUGGAUGCAUUAGAGAAUCUUUGCUUGGAAAUCCAUAAGCCAAAAACAAGACCUUUUGUGAUUGUUACGUGGUAUAGACCACCUGACUCUCCUAUUGGCAUUUUUUCACCUUUUAAAUCCCUUAUUGGGAAAUUGGAUAGUGAAAAUGUAGAAUUUUUUGUACUGGGAGACAUGAACUGUGACAUGGUCACUGCACGAUAUGACAAUGAUACAUCCAAAUUAAAGAAUAUUGCUGAUGUCUACGGACUCGAGCAACUCAUCGCUGAACCGACGAGGAUAACACCCACCUCGUCAACUUUAAUUGAUUUAAUUUACACCAACUGCUCGGAUAAGAUCGCCUGUUCGGGAGUUUGUCAUGUUGGGAUAAGUGAUCAUAGCAUGGUGUAUGUUUAUAGAAAACUUGCUCUGAACGGGAUGUCGAAUGGACAUAAUUCAAUAACAUACAGAAAUUUCCGAAAAUUCGAUUGCCAAAAUUUUCGAGAUGAUAUUCAG
Pocillopora meandrina is the source of this 708-nucleotide messenger RNA. Lineage: Eukaryota; Metazoa; Cnidaria; Anthozoa; Scleractinia; Pocilloporidae. The record is from the annotation of a GenBank genome assembly.